AUGGCAACACCCGAUAAGGAUUCACUGGCAGUAUCGUGCUGUCCAAAGGCGGUAUCUGAGCACUCUCCAAUUCCGACCGUCCAUCGUUCUUCGAAUAGCAUCGAGCCUAAGCUGCUAGGUCCUAUCGAUUCUACUUCUACUUCUACUACUGGUUCGAAUGCAGUUGAACCUCCAGCCUCGCGCCAAUUGCUAGAGGUGGAAGACGAAGAGAUGGCGCCCGCUUCGCGUCGCGAGCUCCUACACAAGGAUCAUUUCUCAUUCGUGUUUGAUAAUGUGAAGACUCAAAACUACUUAGAUCCUGUUUCUAAGGGACCAGGCUCUCAUACGAUCCGCACGCUUGCUUGGAACCCCACGGGCCAGCUGAUUGCCACUGGCUCAGCAGAUCGCACUCUACGAAUCUGGAACCCGGAACGUCCUCAUGUACGAUACUCUACCGAAUUGCGUGGUCACACAGCUGGUAUCGAGAAGGCUCUUUUCAACCCAGUCCGCGAUGCGGAGCUGGCAAGUUGCUCGGCCGAUGGUACAGUGCGCUUCUGGGAUGUGCGCUCCAAGACAUGUGUGAGCCGUCUCGAUGUUGGCGGCGAAGCAUUUACACUCUCCUGGUCUGCUGACGGCAGCACAAUGAUCAUCGGCAAGAAGGACGACACUUUAAUCCCUGUCUCUGUUCAAUUCCCCUCCACUCCUACCGCCCACCCUGAUGGCGUGAAUGCUCUCAAUCUCCCCUCCUCUACAUCCGGCGCAACCACUUACACAGCUCUCGACCCUCACCCUCAGACCGUCCAAACAAAUGCGACAACCUUCUCCUGGUGCAUGCCGACACCCGAACGUCCAGAACAGCAUGUAUUUGUGACGACUGGCGAAGGAAAGGUCAAAAUCAUGUCCUACCCUUCCUUCGAUAUUAUGCACACCCUCAACGCCCACACCUCAGCCUGCCUUUCUAUUGCGCUUGCCCCAACAGGCCGAUACCUCGCAGUUGGCGGGAGCGACGCUCUCAUCUCACUCUGGGACACAACCGACUGGAUCUGCCGUCGCACUUUGUCUAGCGAGAAUGGUGGUGCUAUUCGCGGCGUAAGCUGGAGCUUCGAUGGUCGCUACAUUGUUGGCGCAUGCGACGAGCUUGGGUGUGGUGGGAAUGGACUGGAGAUCUUCCAUGCCGAGUCUGGUGAUAAUGUUUACACAAUUCCUACUGCUGGCAUCAAUGCUGGUGUUUCUGCUGUUGCGUGGCAUCCCUCUCGCUACUGGCUGGCCUACUCGACUACCACUGAUGGACCUGGUAGCUCCAGCGCUGGAGGCUUGAAGAUUGUCGGUGCUGCUGGUGGUGGCCUGUAA
Molecule: messenger RNA, 1329 nt
Organism: Penicillium robsamsonii
Lineage: Eukaryota; Fungi; Ascomycota; Eurotiomycetes; Eurotiales; Aspergillaceae
Exons: 3
Coding region: 1-1329 (442 amino acids)
Biological process (GO): mRNA export from nucleus
Cellular component (GO): THO complex part of transcription export complex
Molecular function (GO): protein binding
Source: RefSeq, a predicted model, not a curated record